Molecule: messenger RNA, 1347 nt
Organism: Aspergillus versicolor CBS 583.65
Lineage: Eukaryota; Fungi; Ascomycota; Eurotiomycetes; Eurotiales; Aspergillaceae
Product: SUN domain-containing protein
Exons: 3
Coding region: 1-1347 (448 amino acids)
Source: RefSeq, a predicted model, not a curated record
AUGAGAUUCAUUUACGCUUCCGCUUUGCUUUGUGCCGUCGCCGCCGAGGCCUCGCCGCACAACCACCGCCACCUGCACCACCGCCAUCAUGACAAGAAGGAUGUGCACGAGAAGAGAGGCGGCAAGUGCCAGUUUCCCAGUGAUGCUGGCUUGGUGUCCGUCACCCCAGGCUCCAUGAACCGUGGCUGGGCCAUGAGCCCUGAUCAGCCUUGCGAGCCGGGCAACUAUUGCCCCUACGCUUGUCCUCCCGGCCAGGUGUCGAUGCAGUGGGACCCGGAAGCAACCUCGUAUCCCUCUCCAUUAUCUAUGAACGGUGGUCUCUACUGCAAUGAGGAUGGCGAAAUCGAGAAGCCCUUCCCUAACAAGCCCUACUGCUCGGACGGUACUGGGGCUGUGAAGGCCCAUAACAAGGCCGGCGGUCAGGUCUCGAUCUGUCAGACCGUCUUGCCCGGUAAUGAGGCUAUGCUGAUUCCCACCCUGGUUGAAAGCGUGGCAACUCUUGCUGUGCCGGAUCCCAGCUACUGGUGUGAAACUGCUGCCCAUUUCUACAUCAACCCUCCUGGAACGAGCCCCGAGACUGGUUGCGUUUGGGGUACUUCGUCCGAGCCUGUGGGUAACUGGGCUGCCUACACUGCAGGUGCAAACACCGAUAGCACUGGGAAUACGUUCGUCAAGAUUGGGUGGAACCCGGUCUACAUGGAGCCAAACGUCUUGUUCCGCAAAACGAGACCUGACUACGGAAUUGAAGUCGAGUGUGAGGGUGGCAACUGCAACGGUCUCCCAUGCAAGAUCGACCCGGCUGUGAAUGACGUGAACGAGGUGUCGGGCUCUUCAACCGAUGAUGUGGGUACUGGCGGCUUCUGUGUUGUUACCGUUCCCAAGGGCGAGACGGCCAGGAUUGUCAUCUUUGACGGCUCCGGUGGUAGCGGUGGCAGCAGCGAUGACGACGAGGAAGAGAGCACCAGCACUGCCGAGCCGACUUCGACAUCCACCAGCACCUCUUCCUCGACGACCUCUUCGUCCACCACCGAGGCUCCUACAUCCACCAGCACCGUCACCAGCAGCAGCAGCAGCAGCUCUACCACCCACGCAGCGACUUCAUCCACAGAGUUGAUCUCCUCGAGCUCCACGCAACAGACCCCCUCUGGCUCCAGCAGCAGCGGCUGGCCCGACUACACCUACAGCCCACAUGUGUUUGUCGAGACUGGCGCCCGCGCAGCCCCUGCCUCUUCGACCAGCGCCGCUGAAGAAGAAAACCCCAGCCCGACGUCGAGCGCUCAAAAGAACAGCCAGAACGCGAUGAUUGCCCUCCUUGCCGUCGUUGCCAUGGCUGCGUUUACAUUCUAG